Messenger RNA from Cyanistes caeruleus (blue tit), 1699 nucleotides. The record is from RefSeq and is a predicted model, not a curated record. NCBI's taxonomy places the organism in Eukaryota, Metazoa, Chordata, Aves, Passeriformes, Paridae.
AUGAAAGUCCUGGGCCAAGCUGUGGAGUUUGACCUGGAUGAUGCCAUUCCCAAGCUGCAGCUCCUUGGGGACAAACAGAAAACAUUUGUCAUCGAGUGCUUUGAGCAGGUCAUUGACCUGGGCUCCACCGAGACCUUGUGGGGCCUCCUGCAGACGCCGCUUUGGGCAGCCUGCCUGCAGUCGCUGCUGUUCGAUGAGGAGCGGAGCCCCGCAGAGCUGGCCCUGAUGUACAAGAACGAAGGGAACGAGUACUUCAAGGAGAAGGACUACGGCAGAGCGGUGGCCGCCUACUCGGAGGGGCUGCGGAGGCGCUGCGGGGACGCGGAGCUGGACGCGGUGCUGCUCACCAACCGAGGGGCUGCACAUUUCCACCUGGGUAAUUACCGUUCUGCUCUAAAUGAUGCCAUCCAAGCCAAAAAGCUGAAGCCCACCCAUCUCAAAGCCAUCAUAAGAGGAGCUCUCUGUCACAUGGAGCUAAAGAAUUUCUUGGAAGCAAUAGAAUGGUGUGAGGAAGGCUUGGAUAUUGACCCAAAAGAGAAAAAGUUUGUGGAAAUGAGAGCUAAAGCUGACAAAUUGAAGCGAAUUCAGGAGCGGGAUGCCAGGAAAGCAAAGUAGAGCAAAAAAAAUUAAGUUAGAGCCAUGAUUCUUUCUGCAUUUCAGGAAAGAAAUAUCAAGCUGGCUCUUGAGCCUUCAGAUGAAGAAGAGGAAGUGUCAGAUGGCCUGGCUGAGAUAUCCUUAGAUGGGUUCCACCCUGACAGUGCCACAGGGGCAAAGGUGCACUUGGAUGCUGAUGGCAGCCUGAACUGGCCUGUCCUCUUCCUGUACCCUGAGCACGAGCAGACAGAUUUCACUGUGGCUUUCCAUGAGAACUCCAGGUUUAUUGAUCAUUUAAUGGUGAUGUUUGCUGAGUUACCUCCUUGGGAUUUAGAGAAAAAAUACCUUCCCAACAAUCUUGAGCUCUAUUUUGAAGAUGAAGAAAGAGAAGAAAUGUAUGAGGUGAACCCAGAACACACAUUGCUACAAGUGCUGCAGCAUGAAAGGUAUUUUGUAAAGGCCGGGACCCCGACAGUUUUGGUAUUUGCCAAGCGUUCUCCUUUCUCUAAAAAAUACUUCUCUGGCAAGAAAGUGCAUCGACUGUAAUGAGCAAGAAUGAAACAAGGAAUCCUGUGCAGGAGGCUGCUGUUGGUUAGCCCAGCUCCAGGCUGCAGAUUUCUGCUUGAACAAAAAUACCUUGCACUCUUCAGGGGAGGAAAAUAAUCUUGGCACACAGGGAAACUUCCAGGGGAGCAGCACAGGAGAAGGAAGGGCUAACAUGAGGGGAUAAUUUGUUUAAAAGGGAACCCAGCUGGCUUGCAGAAGGACUCUUCUAUGAUAGGCUGCAUGUGGUUUUGAAAUAAACCUGAAGCAGUGCCAAACACUGGCUGGGGUUGCAGUAACAGCAGCUGGGAAUGUACCUCCUUACCUGAGAAGAAUCACAGAUUUCCUCGGAGGUGGGCUGUCGCUGCUGGGGUUUAACAGUGGUGGCCUGGGGCGAUCCCUGCCUGUUGCAGUGGGGUGGAUGCAGUCAGGUUCCUGUUGGCUGUGCUGCUGGCCUGGGUACAGCAGUGCUCUUUGUUUGGAGCAGUGUUUGACUGACCCUUUUGAUACCUUCCUGAAAUGUCCUACAUAACCUGGAAUAAACAUAGCUAUUUUAAGCAGA